Bursaphelenchus okinawaensis is the source of this 3206-nucleotide messenger RNA. Lineage: Eukaryota; Metazoa; Nematoda; Chromadorea; Rhabditida; Aphelenchoididae. The record is from the annotation of a GenBank genome assembly.
AUGAAAAAGCCAUGUCAGAUAUGUGGAACAGAGACAAAGUCAGUCUGCUACAAGUUGUACAUCUGUGCUGCAUGUACAAUGUUUUAUCGACGGAAUUAUCGACUGCAAAAGGAUUUGAAGUGUCGACUGAUGAACUCGUGUGACCUCAAAACAUGUGAGUGCCAUUUACUAGCUUAAUUUUAGUUUUCAAAACAAGUUUAAUGGCCAAGAUUAAAAAUUCUGUGUUUUUGAAGCUCGCAGGCUGCGAAAUGUAGGGCGCAGCUCAAAAGCUCACAGUUUUUUGAUUUUUUUAAAAAAAGUAUAAAAAAGCCCUAGGGACAUAAUCUAUAUAUACAAUCGUGUAAUUAGAGCCAAGGCUUAAUUUAAGCACUUGAAAGAUACGCAUAAAAGUGCAAGUUGAUGCGGGUUAUGUUAACCAUGUGGCGAUCUUUGAACGGGUAUUUUGAAUUGCGUGCCAAAAAUAAUAUUAAGGUCGAUCGACAAAGCGAUAUCUUGUCGCAACGCAAAAAGACCAGAAAUCAUAUCUGUUUUAAAUAAUCAACAUACGACAAUAACAAGGAAGUUAUGUGAGGGAAAUAAUUGUAUUUUAAAGCAUGUUAUCUACAAAGUCACAAAUUUAAUAGUAAAGCUGGAUUACCAACUUAAACGGCUUAAGAGUUUUAUUAAACGGCAGAACUUGAGGUCAACAAGUUUUGAGAAUUAAAAAAAAUUAUCAAAAUUAAUUCACAAUUCCUAAAAAUUGUUAAAAUAAUUAAAAAUUCAUAACUAAAAUAAUAUAAAAACGUUUUUUCCAGCCGAUCGCCGCAUCUGCCGAGCCUGUCGUCUACGAGAAUGUCGUGCUCUAGGCCUUAGAAUGGUCGGAAAGUCCUUGGUGGUGCAACAAAAUGGAAUUCCCGAGGAUGACAUGCCUGAUGAAGAUGUAGGCUCUCUACCUGAAAGUUGUAUUGUAUCUGCCAGCUCGUCUUCUCCAGUAUCAGCAACGGUUUCCAGAAUCCCUGAUCCUAUGAUGUGUUCUACUCCUUCGACUUCAACUGCUCCUCAAAUGAUAAGCCAUGAUCAGUUAAACGAAUUGAAUAACCUGAAUAACGUGAGGGUUCAACUGGUAUUGGCUAUGAACAACACAGAGUUUGAGGAGAAUAAGGAGGGGAUACGGAAUUGCAAUGUCAACAAUAUGGUAAGAAAUAUUUUUUUUUAUGUUGAAGGGUAUGCUUAAGAUAAUCACACAAGUAGUGUUGGUACAUUUUGUCAAAAAAACCACAUUUUUUAUUAUGAUCUUCUGAUCAAAGUUUUUUUUUGAAAUUUUUGAAAUAUUAAAUAAUUUUUAGCUUUCCGUUUACACGCUAAACAACCCCGACAGUAUUAUACUGAAAGCAAUACGACUGUACACAAGGUUUGAGGAACGACAUAAACAAUAUGCAUCAUUACAACAACUAAAUAAUACCUCCGGAAGCAGCGUUCAUGUUAGGUCGAUGUCAUAUAAGACUAUCGAGAGUAAUGUCAUGACUUUUGCUUGUUAUUACGCCAUCGAGUUGUUGGAAGACUUUCAUGGGCUUAGUUCUACUGAAAAGGUAAGGUUACUGUAAGUUUACUGUAAUGAUGUUUUUUGAAAAUUUUAUUUUUGUACUGUAAUUUUUUGCCUAUAUAAUAUUUUGUAUUGGAUUCUACUGUAGUAGUAGCCACUGUAUUAUAUUUAGGAAAGCAAUUUCCGAAAUACUACAGUAUCUGAAUGUUUCCAGACAAUUAAUCGAAGAUUGAUUGGAUCUUUUUCAAAUUUUAUUUCCGCGUAAAAGGGUUUACUUUCCCGUAUAUCACUGUAAUAUGCACGUAACUUACCGUACCCUUUCAGUUCUCGGUAAUAAAGACGAUCCAAUCAGUGAUGAUCUUCAUGCACAAGUUCGUAGCUACAGCCCGACUCUUUCCGACUUCUGGAGACACUCGGAUCUCCAUCAUCGAUGGGUACCAUUUGGAUAUGAAGCAGUAUGCCUACUUUUUGAGUGAUCUCGAGACUGUAAGAGCAAUCAAGCAAAUCAAAAAUUUAUAAAUUUAAAAAUGAAGUUUUUAAAGCUUUGAGUAUGAGUGAAGGUCAAACACAAUAACCAACUUACAAAACUUUACAAAUUAUUGAAAUUUUAGGAAAUGACUCCAUCCCAACUGAUAGAACAAUAUAACAGAUGUCGAGUGAUUGUAGAACCCUUCUUUGAGUCGAUAUACCACUCUGCCGAAAGUUUUAGGCUUUUAAUGCCAGACCCAAUCGAAUGUGCCGUUCUUUUUUGUACUUGUGUGUUAGAAAAGAGUAGGCUUUAAUUUCAAUUCAAGAUGCGUAAUAAUAUUAUAUUACUUGGUUUUGGGCUGUGUAUAAAAGUCGACUUCUUUAAAAUUAUCGGAGAGUGUCUAUGCUAAGCUGAGAAGUGUAGUACUUGGGUGAUAAUGGAGGGUAGAUGGGGCUAAACAAUAUAUACUAAAACUUUUAAAGUUUGUUUGACAUUUAAUAAUGAAAUUUUAGUGGAACACCUACAAAUUGGAGCAGAGCAAAGCAGAAACUUGAGAAAUAAUUUAUUUGCCGAACUGAGUGUCUACCUUGGAGAACGAUACAGUGUUCAAGAGUUGGGGACGCGAAUCAUGAGACUUACUGCGACGUUGUACGAAAUCAAGGUAAAUUUUGUGCGGAAUAGGCCAAGAUUAUUGGAAACUAUUUUUUUUUCAUAUUAAAGUUACGAUAAUAUAACAAGCACACGUUUAGCUGAUAGCCGAGAAGUACGAUGACAUGUUCUCGUUGUUGGGGGUGUUUGUGGCUGACAAAGCCGACUGUCACCCAUCGUUAACGCGUCCGGCUGUCUCCGCCGAACACAUGAAGAACAUCCAGGCCAUGCUCAACAUAACCUCUGCUUUCACUGCAAACUCAUGUAAUAACUCACAGUAACUUUUACACUACCAUAAGUUGAGAAAGCUGCUUUACAGUACUUAUCAGUUUAUAGUUUGAGAUGUUGUAGUACUGAGGGUAAGUUCUCAGUACUACAAAGUUUUAAAUUCAAUACUUAAGAUAACGAAUACAUUUGUUACUUAUCGCGUAACUUUUCUUUUACAACAGUAGUUUCUAUAUUAUUUUAGUUAGAAAAUAUAUUAAUUACUAUUCACUCAUAGUUAUGCUUCAAUGUAUUCUUUUACUUUCAGUGAUAUUUACGUCUGAAAAGAGUAAAUAUAUUUGA